GUUGGUGAAGAUUGAGAAUUGUGCCAUAUGCCAUUGCCACCCAUCACUCACUGCACCCACACCCAAUUCUUCUCUUCUUCCUAUAAAUUUCUCGCCAUUUCCCUCCUCCUAGAUCUGAAUCUCGCUCUCUCAUAACUCCUUUCCCCUCUCUCUAUACCUUCACUUGCAUCCAUGGCGUACGAGAGGAUCCUCUUGGGUAUGGGCAACCCUCUUCUCGACAUCUCAGCCGUCGUCGACGAUGAUUUCCUGCACAGAUACGACAUCAAGCUGAACAAUGCUAUCCUCGCCGAGGAUAAACAUCUUCCAAUGUAUGAUGAAUUGGCAAAAAAGCCUAAUGUGGAGUACAUUGCUGGAGGUGCUACACAAAACUCAAUUAAAGUGGCUCAGUGGAUGCUUCAACAUCCCGGAGCAACAAGCUAUAUGGGUUGCAUUGGAAAAGACAAGUUCGGGGAGGAGAUGAAGAAAAACUCAAAAAGUGCUGGUGUUAAUGUUCAAUAUUAUGAGGUUGAAUCUACACCAACAGGAACCUGUGCUGUUUGUGUGGUGGGUGGUGAAAGAUCACUUGUUGCCAACUUGUCAGCUGCAAAUUGCUACAAGUCAGACCAUUUGAAGAAACCUGAAAAUUGGGCAUUAGUUGAGAAGGCCAAGUAUUUCUACAUUGCCGGGUUUUUUCUCACUGUAUCGCCAGACUCGGUACAGCUUGUAGCUGAACAUGCAGCUGCAAAUGACAAGUGUCUCUCCAUGAACCUGUCUGCUCCAUUUAUUUGUGAGUUCUUCAAGGAUGCGCUAGAAAAAGUCUUGCCGUAUAUGGACUUCAUUUUUGGUAAUGAAACUGAAGCAAGGACGUUCUCAAAAGUUCAGGGCUGGGAGACCGAUAACGUCGAGGAGAUAGCCCUAAGGAUUUCACAGUGGCCUAAAGUAUCAGAAAAACGCAAGAGGAUUGCCAUUAUUACUCAAGGUCCAGACCCAGUUGUAGUUGCUGAGGAUGGAAAAGUGAAGAAGUUCCCAGUAAUUUUGUUGCCAAAAGAGAAACUUGUUGACACAAAUGGAGCUGGAGACGCAUUCGUCGGAGGAUUUCUAUCCCAGUUGGUUCAAGGAAAACCCAUGGAAGACUGUGUGAGAGCUGGCUGUUAUGCAUCAAACGUUAUAAUCCAAAGGUCUGGCUGCACAUUCCCUGAGAAGCCCGAUUUCAAAUGAGCAUGUUCUUCUUUCAAGACCUCUCAGCCUCUCUAGCCUACUACUACCAAUCACUUUAUCUUUAUAAUUCUCAAAACCGACAUUCUCGCUUCUGCUUCGUCUGCCACGCUCGUACGGACGACCAGUGGCUGUCCACUAUAUCCCCUGUUACCCAGUUACUAUAAGAAAUGAGAUUUUGAUUUAUAGAGCACCUUACUUUUAAGUAUAUUGUCCUUACCUUAUAGCAAGAAUUGUUCCUCUUUUUUUCUUCUUUCCCAUGAAUUUUCUUGGAUUUCCAUGCCAUGUGGUGGCAAUUGGCAUUAGAAAACAAGCAAUGGGGCAGCAAAUUGAGGUCCUCUGCAAAAGCUAGAGCAGGUUUUGGACCCCAUGGCUGCCUCUGAGAGACCCACAGCUCACAUGCUUUUGCUCUGUUCUUAAUAAUUAAUGAUGUGAUGUUCUUAUCAUUCCGACAUUUUUGGAGUUUCUUACAUUUUCUUUGCCUUAUCUAAA
Messenger RNA from Momordica charantia (bitter melon), 1686 nucleotides. Its product is annotated as adenosine kinase 2. Gene Ontology annotation, molecular function: adenosine kinase activity. Gene Ontology annotation, cellular component: nucleus; cytosol. The record is from RefSeq and is a predicted model, not a curated record. Gene Ontology annotation, biological process: purine ribonucleoside salvage; purine nucleobase metabolic process. NCBI's taxonomy places the organism in Eukaryota, Viridiplantae, Streptophyta, Magnoliopsida, Cucurbitales, Cucurbitaceae.